This is a messenger RNA of Poecile atricapillus (Black-capped chickadee), 4412 nucleotides long. Its product is annotated as hyaluronidase PH-20-like. Bases 701 to 2464 code for a protein of 587 amino acids. Gene Ontology annotation, biological process: fusion of sperm to egg plasma membrane involved in single fertilization; hyaluronan catabolic process; carbohydrate metabolic process. The record is from RefSeq and is a predicted model, not a curated record. Gene Ontology annotation, molecular function: hyalurononglucosaminidase activity. The transcript has 6 exons. Gene Ontology annotation, cellular component: acrosomal vesicle. Lineage: Eukaryota; Metazoa; Chordata; Aves; Passeriformes; Paridae.
GGUGGGAUUCAGGGACACCUUGCCUGGCCUUCAGCAACUGUCUCAGAUGAACUCCUGUGCACCCUGUGCCACACCUGCCAACCCUAUUGAGAUACCUGGGAUAGGACACAAUGCUUGUAAUAUAUUGGACAUAGACAAAGCUAGAAAUAGAAGAGGCACUGAUCUCCCUGCUCCUGCUUGCUGUGCUCCAGUAAAAGGCAGCUGAAGGUGAUUUUGGCUGCCCACAUCUGUGCUACCUGUCUCUGCUGCACAUGUAGAGAUCUUCCAGCUGAGAGAUGCGAGGGGACUGUAGCUCCUUCAGUCACCCCAGACACAGAUGGCAGAGCUUAUUUCCAGAAAAGAAAUGUUCUGGCCCUUAAGACACAUUCUGGUACAAAAAAACUAAAGUCUGUCAUCUGAGAACAAGAAGCCAGAUUUUCUGACAUCCAGUGGUCCUGGUAUCCUAAAUGACAAGAAUUAAGGAGUCCAGGAAAUGCUGGUCUGAGAAGUUGUUGAAAAGUUUCCUGCAGCCUGAAAUGACAGAGAGCCUUGUAAAAAGGACACCCCUAUUUUACACCCAAAAAAUAUUGCUUAAUAGGUAUUAAUCUGAAGAAAUAUAUUGUAUGGUAAAGUUUUUCACAGACUACCAACCUUCUGAGAACCCAGAGAGCAUUUAAUUUUUGUCUGAACAGAAGCACCUAAUGUCAGUGCACAUGCUACAAUGGAAACUAUAAGACAAAUACAAAGUUUUGGCAUCUGUGUCACCUGUAUGUAUCCUGUAGCAUCUGGUGUGGUGUUUGCUACUCUUCUAGUUUCUUGCUGCUCAUCUCUGAACAUAAGAGCUCGUCCACUUGUUUCUAAUUCACCUUUCCUUUCUAUCUGGAAUGCUCCUACAGAACUUUGUACUCAAAGGACUGGAGUGCAGCUGGACAUGAAUUUUUUUCCUCUAAUUGGAAGCACAUUAAAGACAUCCAUUGGGCAAAACAUCACUCUCUUCUAUCCAGACAGGCUUGGCUAUUACCCUUACAAAAAUGAAUUCACAGGAGAGGCAUUCAAUGGAGGACUCCCUCAACUCUCACUGCUGGAGAAUCAUUUAAAAAAAGCCAAAGAGGACAUCCAGUUCUACAUUCCUUCAGAUGAACAACUUGGAUUGGCUGUCAUUGACUGGGAAAACUGGAGACCUGUGUGGAUAAGGAACUGGGGAUCAAAAGAUAUUUAUAGACAGGAAUCCAUUGAGCUAGUUCAGCAGAGAGACCUCAGUCUAUCAGAAGCUGAAGCCAGAGCUAUAGCUAAAAUGGAAUUUGAAUUUGCAGCAAAAUCAUUUAUGUUGGAAACUUUGAAGCUGGGCAUAGAAACUAAACCAAAUCGUCUGUGGGGAUAUUACCUUUAUCCAGACUGUUAUAACUAUGAUUACAAACAAAACCCACACAAUUAUACAGGAACCUGUUUAGAUAUUGAAAUAGAUAGAAAUAAUGAACUUAACUGGUUGUGGGAGAAAAGCACAGCACUUUAUCCAUCUAUCUAUCUAGAGACAGCCUUAAAAUCUUCCAGAAAUGCUCAACUCUUUGUUCGCAACAGAGUUCAAGAAGCCAUUAGAACUUCCCAUGUCUCCAAUUCUAGUCAUCCCCUCCCAGUUUUUGUAUAUACACGUCCAGUAUUCACAGAUGUCUAUGAGGAGUAUCUCUCUGAGGAUGACCUGGUAAAUACCAUCGGAGAAUCUGCUGCACUGGGUGCUUCUGGAAUUGUGAUCUGGGGUGAUAUGAAUUUAACACAAAAUAAGAACACCUGUAGAACUCUGGACAACUACCUUAGGAGGACUUUGACCCCAUACCUCAUCAACGUCACAAUGGCAACCAGAAUAUGUAGCCAAGUGCUAUGCCAAGACUCUGGUGCUUGUGCACGGAAGAAAUGGAAUUCCAGUGACUAUCUUCACUUGAAUCCUGAGAAUAUUGCAAUUCAAAUGGCAAAGGAUGGAAAAUACACUUUACAAGGGCAACCAUCAUAUCAGGAUCUGCAAACGUUCAUAGAAAAAUUUGAUUGCCAUUGUUAUGCAGGGCACAGCUGUGAACCUAGAGCUGAUAUAAAUGACAUCCAUUACCUCCAUGCUUGCAUUUCAGAAGAUAUUUGCAUUCAGAUAUCCUCAAAUUCAUUUUCUAACAUAGAAGACUCUGAAGAAAAGAUCCUGUCUAACAGAACUGCAUUUUCAUUUACCUCUGAGAGUAAGGUGACAUUAUCUACACAUCCUGAAAUAGAAGAUAUCCAAUCUACCUUUGGAAAUAAUAUACUGAAUAUAACAACUGCAGAAUAUAACUCUGUUACAGCUGCCAGUAGCCAUGGUUUAGGAGAAAACGAUACUCGUACUUUCAAUAGUUCUUCAUCCUAUAAGAUAAGGAUGUUUAAUCUGUUUCACUUAAUUCUUCUUUUGAGAACCUUAAUACAAAUGACCCAUGAAAGUGAGAAUAUCCUUUUCCCUGACUAUAUUUGAAAUUCUAAAGGUUUUAUUUACAAAACAAACAAACAAACAAAUUCCUGAAAGGCUUAUUGUCUUAUCUGUAUCAGGUAACCUUUGCUAAUCCAUAGGUGUCACUUCAACCUGAAUGUAUUUCUUCAGUUUAGUUCUAUAAACUAAUAUUUGUGCCAAAGAUAUAUUGGUCUAUAUAUACUGACUAUGCCAUAUGAGAGGAUAAUCCAGAAUAAGAAACUUUUAUACAGUUUACAUUUUUAACCCUUAUACUUGGAAAAAAAUAAUUGUUGACAAUGCUCUUUUUUGUACUUCAAAUUAAGAAAUUAAAUAUAUAAUAUACAAAAUAAGUCAUCAGGUUUGAUACUCUAUGCAAUAAUUAAUUUCAUUCCAUAUGAAUGGAAUUAGCUUCUAAAAAUAUUUGGCUUAAAUUUAGAUCUGUGGAACUCUUCAGCAUAAAAUUUAUCUGAUUAAUGUAAUGUUCCUCUACUUUUCACAAAAUCUUUAGGGAUCCUGUAGUUUUUUUUUAAUUACAUAUAUUUGUAACUCUGCAAAAGAUUUUAAUUUCAGUGUAAGUGUUGACUUUGAAUAUUACAGCUUCAUUGUUUAAAAUUUGAGCUGUAGCAGUUUAUGCUUUCUUCUCACAGACCCUCCCCCUUAUUUCAGAAGUCCCUUUCUUGGUUUCCAGUUGUUUUGUCUUGCCAAUACUCAUAACUCAUGCGCUCUGCCUGUGCAUUCUAGCCAGCACAGAUCACCAGUCCUAAAUUCUCCAUCCAGCUGUCCUUAGGAACUGGAUAGGGCUGUAUGUGACACUUGGACAGAAGUCUGUGCAUGGGACUGUAAGCCUUAUUUCUUCCUGAGGAGUCUCAUUUGGUGAAAACCAGUUUAUUCCUUAGGAAAACUCAGCAGUGGAGGCAGAAAAAUAAGUGUCACUGGGGACCUGAGACAAUCUGAGGACCACCCUUCAGAUUCAGAACUUAAAGUAUUUGCUCAAUACUAUUCCAUUGCCAAAAUCAGUGUGAAAGUAGCAGAAAUACCUCAGAAGAAAAUUAUGCCCAGUAUCAUAUCAGGAGUCUAGUUAUGAUUAACAUAUAGUCAGUUUAAGCAUUUGAAGCAAUUAAUUGCAGUUUAUUUGAUAAAAUAACCUUUUCAAAUUAUUAUGUCAGAUGUGUAAUAGUUUGCCUUCUGAUGGGUGAAAAGUGGCUGCUGGCAUGGAUUAAAAAUCUCCCUAGAGCCAGGCAUGAUCUGCAUAAAUAAUUCAACACCUCCCACAGAUAUAGCCUGCCUCACUAAUGAAAAUAACCAGGACUUCAAUAUAGUGGCCAUUUACUUAUAAAAAGUUCAUUCCUUAAUCCAGCAGAAAACAUAUAUUAUAUACAUUUUCUUUGACUUUUCAGGUUGUUGGUCAUAACAGAGAUGCAGAAAAUAGAUGAAGCCUUUAACUUAAUUUGGAGAAAUAAUGUUUUAUGGCUUUUGAACAGCAAGUUAUCAAGAGGAAGUGACAAUUUUCCCAUCCCAGUUACAGUGAUAAGUCCACGAGUCAAAGCUGUUUCUGCCAUUAAUGUUCCAAGUGGAAUCAUGAAUAAAAAUAAAUAUAAGUAGCAGAUUGUUCAGCACAAAAGAAUCCAUCUGGUUUUGAUCACCUGUGUAAAAACAUGCUUUUUUCCACUGCAGCUUUGAUACUGGUUAUUUCAUCUUGGGUAAAGAAAAGGCAUGGUAUCAUAACUCCUUUGCCUGAACUCCCUUCACACUGCAUUUGUGGUAACUAUCAAACGGUCUCUAAAAACUGGAAACAUCACUGGUAAUGCUUUAGCAAAAUUUGUAUGACUUACAUGAAAUUUUAUUUUUUUCACAAGGCUUUGACACGGUUCUGAACUGAAAGAUACUGGAUCUGUAGCACUUUGUGGUAAGACAGCUUGCAGGUUCACAAAAUCUGCAAGUCUUACCGUGAAUACUUUUGAUUAUCAGCCAG